AUGGGCCAGUCUGACCCGUCACCGGUUGCGCCUCAUACACAGCACUGGCUUCUGCGGCUGCCACCUUACUUUUGGUCGCAGAUGUAUCUCUACCUCGACUACGUCGACAUCUUGAAUCUCUCCUCGCUAAACUCUGACUUCUUCGCCGAGGAUGUCGUAAAAUACCUACCUGAAUCUGUUCGCUACACAGCGGUUGCAAAGGUUCAUGCCAAUUCCGACCCAAAAACACACAGUGCUUGCUACCUCUGUUUCCGCAUAAAACCCGUUGAAGAAUUCCAACAACCGUACACAAUGGCCUCAUACGCGCGAGUCUUGCAGCGCAACGAAUAUACCGGUCAGCGUAUCUUCGAGGUGAUUUCAGAGCCUUCUCCAGGUUACACAAGCAACAUUUUGCAGCCUCCAUCCCUCCCAGUGUCACCCGCCACGGUGAGCAUGGGUACGGGCAUGAGCCCUUUUAUCUUGAGCACCGCAGUCAGUCCUUCAGAGCCUGUAGGUUACAGUAUCGAUAUCGGGUUUCGCGGUGGCAUCGGCGGUAUCGGUAGCCAAGCUGCUUCCGGUUCGUCCAGGGCGGGCCGCUUGCACCGCAGAUGGCAACCACAGGCGCCGGGCGCCGAGGUGGGCCAGAUUGAGAGCCUCCGCACAUACUGCAUCCAAUGCGCACUGGAGACGCACCUCGCGAUUGCCGGUGAUGUUGUGGAGCCACGUGUCGGGCCGAGGUUGUGGGUGUGCGCUUGUCAAGUGGCGCGCAGGCAGGACAACGGCCAACGGUGCUUGACUUGCGGCAUGAGCCCAGUCUAUCGAGAUGCAGUGAACCAAUAA
Messenger RNA from Sporothrix schenckii 1099-18, 819 nucleotides. RefSeq lists its product as uncharacterized. Lineage: Eukaryota; Fungi; Ascomycota; Sordariomycetes; Ophiostomatales; Ophiostomataceae. The record is from RefSeq and is a predicted model, not a curated record. The coding region runs from base 1 to 819 and encodes 272 amino acids. The transcript has a single exon.